Messenger RNA from Suillus subaureus, 608 nucleotides. RefSeq lists its product as uncharacterized. The record is from RefSeq and is a predicted model, not a curated record. The coding region runs from base 44 to 358 and encodes 104 amino acids. Lineage: Eukaryota; Fungi; Basidiomycota; Agaricomycetes; Boletales; Suillaceae. The transcript has a single exon.
AAGUUCGCGGAACAAGUCGCGGAAAUUAAAUGUAUCGUACGAGAUGAUCUCUCGAUUGCUCACGCAGCCGCCUGGCGCCAUACUCUCGUUCCUGGCCUUAAAGUGGGGUGCGCUUCUAAAUUUUGUUCCUUUCUCGAUGCACGAUCAUCAUCAAGCUUUUGGUCCCGUCUCUUCCACUUGUGGUUGUACAUUGUCGUUGGGUUACGACCACAACUCUAGUGCUAUUAUUGUUCCCAGCAUAUUGUCUUUGUGUUAUGGCUACAGUUAUGGACAUUGUUCCAGUACGUAUGGUUGUCCUAAGCAACUAUUGGAACUUUUGACAUCAUAUUACCACUCCUCCGCCAAGCCGUGUGCCUAGCUGGCUUGAAGAGUGACUUCUUAUUCGCUGUCCUGCCCAGCUCUUAUCCAAACUCAAUUGCUGACGUGCCUCAUGGAUCGUUCGCACCCAGUACUGUCAUGAAAAGCAAUUAUGCGGCCGGAUCCCUGCUAGACAAUUUAUUUCAAUUUGUCUUGGUCAAUUUUUGUAUGACAUCUCGUAAUGCGCACCCUUGAGCUAAAAAUCGCAAUGUGCUAAUCAACGAUUCCCCUUUAUUUUCCAAUCAAUGGGC